UUGGACAGAUCGACGAUUCGACAAAAGACCUGAACCCACUUCGGGGAAUAUUAUAAGUGGUCCGGUCAGGUGCUUGAGUUUCACGAAAGCAGAUAUUAGUGCAAGAGUUUGGUACUUGGACAGUGCCUCCUCGCCAUUGCCUAGCUGCCGAUCCUCCAUUAUACAAGCUUUCAAGUAAGCAAUAUUCGAGUUCAAGGAACAGCUCGGCACUAUCGUCUUAUCCGGUGCUCAUCGCUGCAGCUGCCAGGUUCGUCUGGCGGGGGUGUCAUUGGUUGGAUGUGGGGAGGGUUUGCAACGGAGAAACAGUUUAUUCUUGACCGAUCGUCCAAUCACCCAAUCAGCAAAGCUCCCAAGUGGAUUCUGCACCCCCAAUCCCAUUCUGGGCCUCGUUCCCUUACCAUUCUCCAUACCCUCGCAUUCUCCCACUGUCCUGUUGCUUACUCCCGUCUCCCUACCACCCAGACCAGAACCAGGGGCAGCAGACCAGACCAAACCAGACCGGACGCCAGACGCCAGACGCACUGCACUUGCACUUGCACUGCACCGAUCCGAGCCUGGGGGUCGAUUCUUCCCUUUUUCUUCCUCCUCCCUGGGUUUCCUACCUUAGGUGUCUGUUACCCGCCAUUUCGACCCCUACUUCCUAUAAAACCAUUGCAUUGCUAUUACUGCAGUCUUUGCUUUUGGCGCCCACUGCGUGCGACUGUCGCUCGCUUCUUAUUUAUAUUAUUUCCUCCCUCGCCAAAAGAAACAUUAGAGGGAGCUACUGUAAGCAGCCCAGCUCCAGCUCCAGCUCCAACAGGGUUAACCUGGAGCUUUGGCUUCAGUGCUCAGUGCCUCAGUGCUGCAAGUUCUCAGCACCGCCAGUGCGCCCGUAGAGCUGCCCAACUUCGAAAUACCACCCACAAUUCAACGAGUGGGUCGACCAGCCGCGCGAACUUGAGGUGCGAGGCCCAGGACAGGGAAGGACAAGAGACGCAGCCCGUUCUCACUUUCACCCCCAAGACAGAGAGAGAGAGAGAGAGAGUCACACACACCACACACACACACACAACCACGCCAUCAUCUUGCGCCCAUCGCAUAAGCAGCACCAACUUCGCCAGUCAAAAACCUCACGAUCUACUCACCCACUACUUUGCAUUUUUCGCAUCCUAUCCAGCCAUACUUGCACUUUGAAUUGGCGCACAUCGCUCAACUGACGCGCUUCAACAUUGUCGCUCAACGGUCAAUCGCGUCCCACCGUUAGCACUCGAUUCCGUAGCGCGCUGAUCCUCCAGACCUUUCGCACGGCCUUGUCGUCUGCCGGACC
Molecule: messenger RNA, 1306 nt
Organism: Truncatella angustata
Lineage: Eukaryota; Fungi; Ascomycota; Sordariomycetes; Amphisphaeriales; Sporocadaceae
Exons: 2
Coding region: 277-1173 (298 amino acids)
Source: RefSeq, a predicted model, not a curated record